GGGCACCGGGGCGGGGCGGCGGCGCCUGCCCGCGGGCACGCACGAAAUGGCGGCGGCCGCUCCCUCCUCCCCCGGCGGGCAAGGUGCGCCCCAGGUGCCCGCCGCUAUAUGAGGCGGCGCGGCGGAGCGGCCCCGCUGCCCCCAUGGCGGCGCCCGCCAUGGCCGAGCCGCGCUCCAAGCGGCCCCGCGUGGCGCUGCCCGCCUGCCAGGCGCACCGCCCGCUGCCCGCCGGCCGGGUGAGGCAGAGCUUCCCGGUCGCCGUGGAGGAAGGCCUCUGCGGGGUCACCGGAGCCCUGCUGGAGCUCGCCUACAGCCUGCAGGCGCUGGGUGAAUAUUUUGAUCAAUCACAUGUGGCUCUACCAAAUGUUUCCAAGUUCUUCUGCCAUCAAGCUCUGGAAGAGAGAAAAGCUGCAGAGGCUUUGAUGGAGUAUCAGCAAGAAAGAGGAGGCCAUUACUGUGCUAAAACCAUCCAGAAACCAAACUAUGACUACACAGUCGGUCUGGUGAAAGCUCUGGAACUAGCAAUGGUACAGUGGAAAACUAUGACUCGGUAUUUUGAAGAACUUUAUGCCAUAAGCAUUGAAAAUGCAGACCCUCAUAGCGCAAGCACUAUCAAGAAACAAUUUAUUGGGCCCAAAAUCCGGAAGAUCAAGCUGAUGGGAGAUCUUCUGACCAAUGCUCGCAGGCUUGAUUGUUCCCAAGAUGGCAGAAAUAGUCUUGGUGAUUACUUUAUGGACCGGUUGCAGAAGGAGUUCAGAACAGGCAUAGAGUUGGAGUCCGGUCAGCAGUGCGGCCCCUGCCCACCUCUCCAGCAGGGUACAGGAGCUGCAGAAGGUUUGAAGCGACCCCAGAAAGAUUUUUUCCAGCACAGGAAUGACAUAGGGCCAAUAUAUGCAACCAUCCACUGCACUGCCACGCUGCCACAGUGUAAUAAUGACGGGAUAGGAGCAAAAGUGAAGCAGGGGAGGGAGGUAGUUUAAUGCUGUGGCUGUUGCAGCUAUGGGGCACCUCCUAAAGGCAGACCUGUGAAGAAGGGUGGCCUGGAGACGACAGCCCAGGAGACCUGAUGCUGUAUCACUCUACUGUUUUAUACCCUUUCCCUCAUCUUUUGAGCCACAGCUCAAAAUCCAGCCCAUACCAUUGUUUUGCUUAAAUGACAGCUAGGUUGCUAGUUAGCCUAGGUUGGCAGCAUUAAUCGUAUUUUUAUCUAUGCAAUUCUUCCUGGAAACCCAAAGCUUUUAGGCCUCUUCUGUCCUAAAUGGUUAAUGGGGUUAGCUCGUGCAAAUUAUUUUUAACAAUAUAUAUAACUCUUAUUCAAAACAAACUUUAGUACAAAGUAAUUUCUAUUUGAGAGAAAAGCUAAAUAUUUUUUUAUAUUACUAGAUAUUUUAUGCUAAUGUAAUGUAAUGAACUUCUUAAAAGACUUUUUUUAAAACCAGUUUUGUCUUCUAUCAUAGUAGCAGCUUAAAUAAGGAGUCCAAUUCAUUUAUUUACAGCCCAGCUGUUUCUAGUUGUAUGCUUCUCCAAGACGAAGGAUGCAAACAUUUCCUCACCAGUGGGAACAUGACUAUGUGCUGUUUUUCACUACACUUACUUGCCUUUUCUCAUCCUCAGAAAGCAGAUGAGGUAAAUCAGGGGUUCACAUCUAAUGUUCAAAAAGACUUGGACAGUACUUUUAGAUACGUGGUUUAACUCUUAGGUUGCCCUGUGUGGAGUCAGGAGUUGGACUCUGUGAUCAUCAGCAUAUUAUAUCAUGGGAAGUUCCUCUCGCCUCCUACAAGAGUGCCUCUCUUUCUCAACAUGGGCUGGCUACAAGAAGAGGAAGUGGCUAGAUCAGCUACAUAGCUUUUUUUUUUUUAAUAUACCACUUUUUUAUGCAUUUGGGUUUUGCUUUGUUGAAAGAUUCUUACACUUUUAUGUAACAGUGUAAAUGAUACACCUGUCAUGGUUGAAAAAUAAAUUCAGUUGAAUAUUAAAAAGUG
Oxyura jamaicensis (ruddy duck) is the source of this 1982-nucleotide messenger RNA. RefSeq names its product ferritin light chain-like. The coding region runs from base 144 to 980 and encodes 278 amino acids. NCBI's taxonomy places the organism in Eukaryota, Metazoa, Chordata, Aves, Anseriformes, Anatidae. Gene Ontology annotation, cellular component: cytoplasm. Gene Ontology annotation, molecular function: ferrous iron binding; ferric iron binding. The transcript is spliced from 4 exons. Gene Ontology annotation, biological process: iron ion transport; intracellular iron ion homeostasis. The record is from RefSeq and is a predicted model, not a curated record.